This is a messenger RNA of Triticum turgidum subsp. durum (durum wheat), 1044 nucleotides long. NCBI's taxonomy places the organism in Eukaryota, Viridiplantae, Streptophyta, Magnoliopsida, Poales, Poaceae. The record is from the annotation of a GenBank genome assembly.
AUGAGGAGUUGCUAUUCUUCUUCUUCUCUCUGUGGGAUUUCUAGAGCGGCGUGGAGGCACGUGGUGGCCGGCACCCUGAGCCUGAGCGGCAGCCACAACCAACACCGGCACAGUCUGCGCUACUUGCCCCUCAGGCCUCCCGUGCCGCCCAUUGCCCUUGGCCUCGCUGAGCGCUUCUUCUCUUCCUCCUCGCCCAAGCGCUCCACCAAGAGAUCCGCCGCAAAGAAGGCCACGCCGCCGCCGAUGGACUCUGCCGGCGGCGACCCGUUCUAUGUCGUCCGCAAGGGGGAUGUCAUCGGCAUCUACAAGAACCUCGCCGACUGCCAAGCUCAAGUCAGCAAUUCGGUCUGCGAUCCUUCUGUGACUGUGUACAAAGGCUAUUCUCUGCGUAAAGACACCGAGGAGUAUCUCGCGGCGCGCGGGUUGAAGAAUGCUCUGUAUUCCAUUAAUGCAGCAGAUGCAAGAGAUGAAUUGUUUGAUGAUCUGGCUCCCUGCCCUUUCCAGCAACCUGAUGGAACCUCUACUUUGAAAAGGCCACAAGAGGUGGAAACUGGACCAUCAAAGAAGCAUCCCAAAGUCGCUGAACAGGAGCCAUUACCUGAUAGUCAUCUAUCCUGCAUUCUUGAAUUUGAUGGUGCUUGCAAAGGAAAUCCCGGGAAAUCAGGCGCCGGUGUAGUAGUAAGGCGGUCAGAUGGAUCUGUGAUUGCUCAACUACGUGAGGGUUUGGGUAUUGCAACGAAUAACGCUGCUGAAUAUCGUGCAUUGCUCCUGGGGUUGAGAUAUGCUGCUAAGAAGGGAUUCAAGUAUGUUCGUGCUCAAGGCGAUUCUAAGCUUGUCUGUAACCAGGUCCAAGAUCUCUGGCGUGUUAGGAAUGAUAAUAUGGCUGACUUGUGCAAGAAAGUUAAGGACCUGAAGGGAAAUUUUCUUCAGUUUCAAAUCAACCAUGUGUUGAGGGAAUUUAAUGCGGAUGCUGAUGCCCAAGCUAACUUUGCUGUUGAACUUCCUGUUGGUGAAAUUCAAGAGCAGUCAAACUUCCCAUGCUAG